This is a messenger RNA of Solenopsis invicta (red fire ant), 15704 nucleotides long. Its product is annotated as dynein regulatory complex protein 1. Lineage: Eukaryota; Metazoa; Arthropoda; Insecta; Hymenoptera; Formicidae. The record is from RefSeq and is a predicted model, not a curated record. The coding region runs from base 4294 to 7779 and encodes 1161 amino acids. The transcript is spliced from 11 exons. Gene Ontology annotation, cellular component: axoneme; axonemal dynein complex. Gene Ontology annotation, biological process: cilium-dependent cell motility; axonemal dynein complex assembly; regulation of cilium movement.
CCAACCAUUCAAAUUUGUUAACCAAGACUUACACUAUAUCAAUAUUUAGUUGUGUGCGUAUCCAACUAAAUAUUUUAGUUUGUUAACAAAUUUUUUUUCUCAGUGUAAGAAUAUUGUAAGCGACUGUUGAAUCCUUGCUAUUUGUCGUAUUUGACUUUGGUUCCGCCUGGAUACCUGGAUGUCUCGUCUUUCAUCGGAACGGGCAUCUCGGGACACAAAAGACUAACUGUGACUAGCUGUUGGGGGUGAACAAUGCGCUAGCUGCGUGCCUGCGCCUCCGCCAUUUUGUUCUCCUCGAGAGCCGUGUCCGCGUACGGACGGACUGUUGUUAUGUCCAUGCUUCGUGCGAUCGUUGUCGCUUCUCCGACCGCCGUCGCACGCUCGCAUCGCAUGUCGCACGUUACGCGACGUCGGCCGCGCGAGCAACGACAGUAACGUCCGUGUGACUGCGUCAGGAUGUUGCUCGACUAGAGAGAAAGCCAUUUCCGUCGCGACUGUGCCGCACUGCCACGUCCGAAAACGGACACGAACGUUUUCGUCAUUUGGAGAACGUCGCGUGACGUCGAUCAAUUUUCACGGUCGGUCGUGUGUCUUGUGCUGGUGGAAUUUCUUUCUCCGGCUGAUAUUUUGCCGGUACACAAGACAAUUACGUACGGGCUCGGAUUUCGACUCACGGAAAUGAUCCUUACGUUUAUUCGCCAACAAAAUAGAAACGAUCGUAUAGCAUCGAGAAUCGAACUUCACGAAAUCGUAACAAUUUAUGUUGUAAACAACAGGAAAAAAUAUGGAUCUUAUAAAUGUUAAAUAACGGGAAUAUUAAUUUCGAUUUUUCUUGUCUUUAAAUGUAGAGAUUUUCUGGAUUCAUAGGAAAAAUACAUCGACUUUGAGAUCUAUACUGGUAAAAAAGAUUUCCAAGAAGCUGUUUUAUCUAAAAACGGGCAUGUCAAAUGUUUUGCUAUCGAAGGAUGUUGCGUCGCUUUAUUUCGACCAAUUUGUGAUCGGAUACAAAUUCCCUAUAAAUUUCUUUGAUCAAUAUAAGUUGCAUUAUCAUUUAAAUUGCCGUAAUUUAGCGGAUCUCAAUGCGUGAAAAUGACCCUUAAUCUUCUCGCUUACUUUACAUAUCAAAUUCUGGCACGUUUCGUUAUCUCGAACGAGUAUCGAAAAUAUAACAAGGUUUAUAAUUAGCUCCGUAUCCGCUCCAUAUUAGGCCGUUCGACGCAGUUUUUGCUUAGCGCGGAGAAAUCUACGUUUUGUAUGAAAUAUUGUUUAAAUGUUGCAUUUUUAUUCACUUUUUUUUCUAAAAUAUAAAAAUGCAAACACUAAUGAAUAAUACAUAUAUCUGGACGAUACAUAAGUGCAUAAUUUUAUAAGAUUUAAUAAUAUAUUCUUAUAUUUUGCUGCAGACAUUUAUCAUUUAAUUUUAGAUACAAAACGCUUGAAAUCUCGCGUGCUAUUAUACUUACAUAUUCUUAAUACUUGGUCAAAAUCUGUGUUUUCAUUGUUAUUGAAGAUUUCAUCUGCAAUUAUCAAACAAUCAUCAAAUUAUUUUUAAUCAAUUCAAAAAAUAUCACCGUAAAUACACAUAAUUUGGUUUCGUAAUCAUUGACAUCUUAUUUAUCGUAAAGAAUACGUCGUUGAAUAAAUAUAUACUUAUGUAUUCACAUUUUUUACAAUGUGUGCGACUUAUUUUAUUGUAUUGCUCCUAUAUAUUCCUAGUUCCUACUCAAAAAUAUCCUAUCGACAUGGUGUACUCUGCAACUCGAUCAUUUAAAACAACUUUGUUGUUUUUAAUGAUACGAACAAAUAUUAAAGCGAAAAAAUUGUUUAUUUUGAAAGGGCAAAUAUUAUGACAGAUAACACAUUCUUUUCAUGCUUAUUUUAUGAAAUUUUGAGAUCAACAUUUUUUUUAAUAAGAUGGUAUAUUUUUAUUUAACAGUGAUGCAGUUCAUAAAAAAAACAAAUUCUUUCAUAAUUCUUUCAAUUCAUAAAAAAGAACAACUAUAUUGAUUAUGUCAACCUUAAAAGAACACUAAAGUUUUGUGAAGUUGAGUUUUUCUUACUUCAUGGUUUUACAAAACGUUAAUUAAUAAAUUAUUACAUACUGUUCUAUGUCAAUAUUGCAUACAUGUAAAUACAAAUUUUCAAGCAUACUCUCCUUAAUCUUUCAUAUUCAUUAUCUAAGCCAAAAUUUAAAAACUCAAUGUUUUAUCGUGAUCUAUGCCAUAGAUCAUUCCGUUUUAUAGACUGCAAAUUUUUGUACAAGGCAAAUAUUAAUUGGCACACGUUGACAGCUGUAGACGCCAUAUUGAACUAAGAGCAAAAUCAGAGUCCUUCAUUUCUGUCCCGAGAAAGGAAAUAAAGGAUUCUAAUUGAUUGAUUUUAAUUCUUAUACGUUAUGCGUUGUGCAUUAUACAUUAUGCAAAAGUUUAUAUAGAUUCAGUCAAGUCUAUAUAAUCAGACCAACAUCUGGUUAGAGCCGAAUAUCUAGGUUUCAGCCAUUUCACGUCGAUUUAAUGGCGGAUCAGAAAGUAAAAAUGUGCAUGUGUAAGAAACGUAAAAAAAUUUAAUCUUAAAAAUUGGUGAAAAAAUAAAGACCUACUGUUACAUUAAACAUGACAAUAAUAAUUGAGCGAAAAUGCGUACUAUUUUGAUUCGAUACGCCUGUUUGAUACAUAUUAUAUCAGACUAAUACGCGUCAUAGUUUACACUAUUGAACUAAAUUAAGGGGUCAAUUCUGUAACCCGAUGUUGUUAUGGUAUCAUUGCGCAACUAUUACGUGAUAAAAAAUCUGCACAAUGAUACCAUAACGACAUCGUUAAGGUUACAGAAUCGACCCCUAAGUAACUAGAAAUGUAGUACUUAGUACGCGUAUCAAACAAGCGGUGUAAGUUUGUAAAAAUAAAGAACUAAUUCCCCAAUUUCAAUUUAUUGCAACACUCGUUAUGAGUGAUUGACGCUGCACCAUACGUAUCGAUUAUCUUGAUCUUAGCUUAUAACAAUCGAACUCGUGGCGUUGCUGCGGCGUUGCUCCGGCGUAGAGACUCUAUAAUCAGAGUCUGGCAAACGUUAUUAUCGACAUUUUUCUUCAAAAUUGAAAGAUAUGUACGAUAUGUACUAUUUCUCUUUACAGUGACUCUGUGAACGUGGCAGCUCUAUAAACUUUAUAGUUUGUGGCUAACGUAAGCAAACACGCGGAUGCUGCAUAAUUAACUUUUUUACGAUUUUAUUUUUUUGUAAUAUUUCCUAAAGUUCUUUUUAUUUUUUAUAUAUUAAUAACAAUAAAAUUGAUUAGCUUGUUCGAAAUUGAUUAUUUUAUACAGAAAAAGAGGAUAUUAAAAAUGAGCCCAUAAAGAUGUACGAGUAAGUAAAAAAAAUACUGUUUUUUUUUGUAAUUUUAAACCUUCUGGGUACCAUAAAAUUAUUAUAAUAAAAAGUUUGUUGCGCUUGAGGAACAUCUUGAAAAUUAAGCACAAACAUGAUUAUAUUUAUUCUAAUUUCAAUAUUUUUGCUUAAUUUUUUGGGUAUUUCUUAAACGCUAUGAACAUUUUAGUAUCUUUAUUGUAUCCAGGAAGUAAAAAUCUACAAAAGACAUUUCAUUUAUUAACACUUUUAGACAGAAAUUACCACCUUUUAAAAAACCAUAAUUCUUUCUUGUUCUCCUUUUUUUAAUAAUAUUAACAUAAAUUAAUCAAUUAUAACAUAAUUUUAAUAAUUUUUUUAGUAAAUAUAUAUUUUUAUGAACAUGUAUUUCAAAUAACGGGCGCGAAUUGAAGAAAAAUGUCGGACCAAUGAAACGAAGCUACGUAUUUGCCAGACUCUGAUUAUAGGGUCUCUAUUCCGGUGCGAUAGCGGCUGAAGCUAGGAGCACGAUUUGCAUGAAGCGCUUCUAACAACUUUUAGUUAGAAUUUUUCCUUUUUCUAUGUCAAUUACACGCUUUUCAUCAAAUUGAACUGAUAACGCGGCGAUUUCCACUUGUUUUACGUAUAUAUUUAAUCUGCAGCGUAUCUCACGCACAUGCGAAAUGCUCUAUCUGUGUAAUAACAUACGAAACUGAAAUGGUAUCGCUGACUGACGUCCUUGGCGACCGAAUAUUGAGCAAACACACAUAGAUUACAGGAAUACGUCCAAUAUUACAGGGAGAAAGAACAUUCAUUUGAGUUUAGGUCAUUUUACUGCUUCGGCGUCAAUACUCACUGUCACUUCGAACGUGCACUACAAUCGAAUCGGGAUCCUUUUGAAUUUUGUCUAAUUUAAGUAUUUGCACCGCAUUUUGCGCAUUUGCGAAACAAAUAAUGAAUGACAAAUAUUCCGAGUAUGCAGAAGACGCAGAUGAGCCAUCUGUUACAUCGUCGGAUCCGAACGAACGGAAAUUAGCGCGCCGCAUCCGUAUUCAACGGCGCCUAGAAGCAUUAACUAAGAAAACAGAUACCGAGGAUGAAGAGGUUGUCGAGAAGACGCUCACCGAAAGGCAAAUACUUGCUAGUUCUGAACUGUUGGAAAACUUAUCGUUGGAAGGUGACGAAGUGGUGACUUCCGUGAAGGUGGCGAAUGACGCUAGGGAACUACAGCGACGGAAAGAGGCGCAAGAAAUCAGAAGAAUGUUGUUGAGGAAACUUGAAGAAGAGGAUGAGGAAUGUAUGAGAAGGUAUCGGCAGAUUAAUGAGAAAUGGUCAAGUAUCCUUGCAUCUAAGGAUCCGUUAGACAUACACGCUGAAAUGCAAGCUCAAAAUGCCAAGUGUCUGGAAAUUAUGGAGAGAAAAGACGCUGUAAUUGAGCAGUUGCGACAAGAGUUGGAGAACGCUGAUCUUAAAUUUGUUAAUGAUCAGAAAAGUCAGAGUGAGGAUGUAGACUUAUUGAUCAACAGGAUGGAUAAUCAAAUGAACAUCAUGGCCAAAGCUUAUCGUCGCGAGUUAUCGCUUAUUAAUGAUGUAACGGAGUCGGAGUGUAAAAUGUUAUUAGAAAAUUUUUCGAAGAAAUGGGAUGCGCUAUAUAAAAAGCUACGGGAGGACAGUCUCACGGGAUUAGACAGACGGAAGGAGAUAAUGCGCGAGUACGAGGAAGAGAUGAAGAGAGUCAUGAUCGAGCAUCAGGAAGAAUUCCGGGCGCAGAAAAUCAGUUUCGAGCUUGAAAUUCAGAAGCUCCAACAGGAGGUGCAAAGCACAAAAGCGCUGUGUUUCAUGAACAUUGAGAAACUGGAUUAUAGUUAUGCCGUACUCAAGCGACGAGAGGACGAAAACGCUAUAGUGAAAAAUCAGCAAAAGAGAAGAAUUAAUAAGCUUCAAGAUAUUAUCAACGGUCUGAAAAAGAGCUAUGCAGAAUUAGAAGAAAACACGAGACUUGAGAUACAGAGGCUCACCGAUCAGGUUAUAAAAGAGCACAAGAAUAUUUUGGAUUUGGUAGAAAAGUCGAAUCACUUCACAAGAAUUAAUGAUAAAAGAUAUAUAGAAAUUUGGGAUAUGAAUGCGAAAAAUGCGAAUGAGCUGCUAGAUAAGAUUUUAAAUGCUGACAAAAUUAUAUAUGAACAAGCAUUGGGUAUGGAGUGGAGUCCACCUGAAAAAACCUUGCUUAAAAAGAAAGAUCUGCCAUCUUAUCGUAGCGUGAUGAGUAUUAUAGAAGAAGAGAACAAAUUGGCUAACGAGAAAAAGACAAUAUGUGAAUCUUACAAACCGGCGAGCACCAUCGAGGAAAUCAAUUUAGAAAGACGAUUGCUGAAUCAUAUCGUAAAGCACAUUGCCGAACGUUGCGAUUAUCUGAUCGAAGAUAAAUUACUCGAAUUGCUUUUACCGUACACUUCGAACGAUCAGCUGGUCAUACGAUUGGAUAAUGUGUUUCAGGCGUUGAACAUUAAGUCCGAGAAGGAGCUUGGGUUUCUUUUGAAUUUCUUUCUGCCGUAUGCAUAUUGUCCUACAUGUAGUGAGGACGUGAGCAAGGACAUAAGCAGAUCUACUGACGAAUUUAUUAAAUCUACUUCUUCAAAAACAGAUGUUGAACAAGUAGACGUCUGUGGAGUUGCUGAGGAGUUUACGGAAGACGAAGCUAAAUUAAUUGCCGCUGUGAAAGAAGCAAUUUGUGACGAAAAAUUAUCUACUCCUAGCGACGAUGUGAGCAUCAUGGGCGCUUCGUCUUUUAGUUCUUCAACUGAAACGUUAUUUCCCACCGCGGAAUGCACUUCAACUUCACAUGCAUCUAUUAGUGACAUCAUUAAGGACGACGAUCAAAUGCAACGACGCUUAUUGUGUGACAAGGGACAUUUACUCGAAAUCGAAGCUACGUUUGUUACUAGAGCGUUACGAGAAUUUAUAGAAAGAUAUCAUUUUGUUAAGUGGAAAGAGAUGCCAGAGACAUUUCAAGAAAAAUUAACAGAGAAAAAGACAGUUGUAUCGCGAAAUAUGACAAUUCAGGAUAUAACUGACUUUUGGAAACAAUACGGUGAAAUUUUCCCAACAAAAAAGGAACGACUUUGGGAUAGUUUAUUAAUUGGACUUAAAAAGUAUCAUGAAAUACUAAAAGAACGACAUUGUUUGAACAUUGAGGUGAAAUCUUUACGAAUGCAAAAUGAAGAAUUACGCCGUUUAUUGAAAACAUAUAUAAUCCAAGUAGUGGAUUGGUACGCAGGAUAUGAGCAGUUUGUCAAGCGCAACCUGACUCUGCUCCCCCAUCAGCAAGCAGCGCAGCAGCCGGACGAACAGUCUCAGCAGCUGGCCCAACCGCAGCAGGCUGACAUUAUGACGUCCAUGUUCGAUCAGCAGAUCAAGAGCGAGCCCAUGGGGUUCUAUUCAGUCGCUUCCAGUCGCUCGGACGGAUCCAACUCCAUGGUGAAUCUGUCUGAUGAUCGAGAAGAUCUUUCUCAGCAGGAGGGUCAUCUACAGCCUCAGCAGCAGCCGAUGCAGCUGAAUCAGCAACAAAAUCAGCAACAGGGCCAGCCGCAGAGUCAGCAGCAGACGCAACCGAAUCAACAACAGCAGGGUAUGCAGGAGGACUCACCGAGUCGCCAGUCCACGGGCCAGCAGACCGUUAAGGAGGGCUCACGGUCGAAGCCUCAGCCUUGUAAGGUCUGCGGCAAGGUGCUGUCCUCCGCUUCGUCCUAUUAUGUGCAUAUGAAACUUCAUUCGGGGAACAAGCCCUACCACUGUACAGUAUGCGAGGCGAGUUUUUGCCGCAAACCUUAUCUGGAAGUGCACAUGAGGACGCACACGGGCGAGCGACCUUUUCAAUGUGAGCUGUGCCUGAAAAGGUUUACUCAAAAGAGCAGUCUCAAUACUCACAAACGGGUGCACACGGGCGAACGACCGUACGCGUGCGACAUUUGCCACAAACGUUUCGCCGUGAAGAGCUACGUGACGGCGCACCGUUGGAGCCACGUAGCCGAAAAGCCGCUGGUCUGCGAUCGAUGUUCUCUCACGUUCACGUCCAAAAGUCAAUUUGCGAUUCACAUCCGUACACACACCGCCAGUACCACUUACGAGUGCAAUAUCUGCGGACGUACAUUUGUACGCGACAGUUAUCUAAUAAGGCAUCAGAACCGGGUACACCGUGACAUGAAUCAGAGCAGCUCGAAUCACAAUCCGCCGACGCCGCAGAGCAGCGGCGCCGGCACGCCUGGCGGCACCGGCUUCGAGAGUCCGGUCUGUGAUCUGCGCUACAGCGAGGGACCGUCGUCCCUGGACGGCCUCGCGGGGGCUAAAGGCGCGGGCAUCGCCGUGGAGAUCGCUAGUUUAGCCAAGCAGAACAAUCUACAGCUUCCACUACCGCUGCUGCAUCCGCAGACCACCAACUAGUGUUUAGACAGCAGCAGUGCUACCCAGUCCCUGCCGCAACACCAAUCGUCACAGCAAGUAGUAUGUCCCACCUCGGCGUCUUCGCCGUUCACACUUAACUCACCUAUAUCUCACACCGAGCACACGAGCACACCGCAGAGUGUCUACCAAACGACGGGCUCUUCCGAUCCUUGCUUGGAAAGCCCCAACUCCCAACUCUAUCCGCACAUGUCGUCCCCUCUAGAUCCAACAUCGGAGCCGCAACAUCAUUCGCAUCAGCUGCACCGCGGCAUCCCUCCGCCAGGGCUUCACCCCGCGCUCUAUCUCUACGCUCAGUACUCGAAUACGAGUCCCGCGACUUCGUAUUCGGAAUAUAUGCAGCGUAACGAUUAAAAAUAAACGCGAGUUUUCAUCUAGCAUCGAUCGACUUUCCAACGCGAACGAAAAUACCAGUGAGACUGGUGCUAUUUAAUCGCGUCGGUUGAUCAAAGUGCCUAUCGAGCAUCCACUUCCGGUACGUAACAACGGAUGCUCGCUCGUCACGGUUUAGAGAUACGGUUUCGGUUUCGGUCCAGAUGGAGGAGUAACGACGACUCGGCUCGAUCACUGUUCGAUAAAUGCUCGCUAUAAUACUUUGUGUCUUUACAUCUAAUGAAUUUUUCUAUUCACAAACAUCUUUUUAACAUGGGAUUGAAUAGCAUCCGCUUGAAGCGGUUUUUUUUUUUUUUUUUUUUUUAUCGAAUCGACCAUGAAAUCAUGUUGGCGCAGAUCGUUUUGAUAAAUCGAUUGCUGUCCGUACGCGAUGCUAGCUGAAACCGAAGCGUGUAAACCGUAACGUUUCUACGAGUCUCCGCGAUUUCAGCACUAUUGUUUCGCCUGGUUUUAAUCACGUCUCUGCGAAUGUAUAUAUACACAUAUAUUUAUAUGUGUAUAUAUAUAUUAUGCGAACCAUUACGACACAUACACAUAUUUAUAUUAUAUUUUUAAAGAAGUUUAGUCACUUGAAUCUGUGAUAUAGAUAGUAAUUAUUGUCUACAACGUUUUAAACUAUUGGUUUCACUAUUUUGAUGAAUGAUAUCAAAACGAGGAAAAAUGAAAAAAAGCAAUGUCACGAGGCGAUCAAAAAUUUUAGCAAUGCUGGUCUCUACCGAAGGUGUGUUUGGUAGACACCCUAUUAUUAAUUUUACAACAGCAACAACAGUAACACAUACGGCUAAUCCUAACUAUUGUCACUGCUAUUAUUCUAACUACCACUAUCACACGUCUAUCACCACCACCGACAUUUCCCCAAUUAUAUAUUAUCUAUCACUACUAUUACGGCUAUUACUACCACUCUACUAUUACUCUACUGCUACUACGUACUACUAUAUUACUAAAAGAAAAGAACCUACUACAUUAUCGCUAAGGAUACACUCACACAUGCGAGAGCGCGCGUUUUAUUUCGGCAAUUAUGUGUAGCGCAUACGACCACGACCCGUCGCAUAGUCGUCAUGGUUUCUCUUUAGCUUGAAACGCUACGAGAAUUCUUUCUGCCGUUUUCUCAUCUGUAGUAAAACGUUCAUCCCUUCGCAAUACCGACGGAUACGUUCGUAUGUGACGGAGUGCGCGUUUGCGAUAAAAAAAGAAAAGGAAAUUGGUCUUCGUUAGAGGGUAGAACACAGCUUUCAAUCAGUUCCAUAGUUGUACUUACUUUCCACAUAUCUCGAGGUGUAUACAGAGAUAUAUAUAUAUUGUAUAUACAUAUACAUAUACGACGAGUGUAUUAUAAAGCGGAAAAGCAGGAGGGUGCAGGUCAUAAAAAAAAAACACAGUUCUACCACGUAAAUGGCGCAAUAGGCUGUUGAUUCUUCGCGAACGCUCUUAGCUAUUAGUUUAUUAUUAACUCCUGUUCUCUCUCUCUCUUUCUCUCUCUCUCUCUCUCUCUCUCUCUCUCUCUCUUUUACAAUCACGAGCUUUAGUGCAAGCGCGAGGGAACCAUGACAACCGCGCGUAGAACUGGGAGUAAAUCUCGAAGAACACAUCUUAGACGCCGUCAUUUUCGAGUAAUCGGAAUCUGAGAUAAUUGCGACCAACGCGUAAAUGCAAUUACCAACAGUUAGGCACGCGAAACCGCGCGUUGUAGAGUUACGAAGGUACACAAAUCGAAAGAAACUAUAUAUAUUUGCGCUAGCGUGCCUCGAACCUCCUUAUUGCGGUUCUCUCUCUUUCUCUCUCUCUCUUUUCCUUCUCUCUUUCUCUUUCAGCGAUCUAAUUUUUACGUGAAAUGAUCAAAAUGAUCCUGCGCGCGUAUGCCUGAGGCUUUCGAUUUAAAGAGGAUGCGAAAUCACCUGGGCAAGACUGAUCUUUAUCGUAACAAAUUACGAGAUACAAAACGUUUAUUUUCUUUCUUCCUUUUCGCCUAUUCUUUCUCUUCAUUUUUAGCCUCUCUUGUGUCUUUCUGACUUCUGUUUUUUUUUCCGGAGGCGCAUAUAAGCGCGCUGAAAAGAAGAUGAUACGAUAGAGUCUUUCAUUGAUGAAAAGAAGAGCCGCGUAAAAAUGGACGAAUGAGUUAAGCAACUGGGCAAUUGGUUAACGCAAUCCAUCGUUUCAUUAAUUAACGUUCGUUAAUUAAUCAAGCGACUGAUGAAAAUUGAAUAAGCGAUUAAGUUAAUUACGUAUAAGAGAAAUCGUGAACGCGCGAUUUUUUUUUCUGGCUCACGAUCACGAUUGAGGAGCGAAGUGCAAUGAGAGAAAGCAGUUGAUCUUUUUUUUUGUCGGCUAGUCAUUGGGCAGCUCUACGAGAUAUUAAGUGUACUACAAAGCUGUGAUUAAAGCCUCCGUGCAUAUGACCGCGCAGCUCCUAAUUAUAGUGAUACAUAUAUAUAUAUUAUAUAUAUAUUUUGUAGUUUAUUAUAAAUAUGUAAGUAAAAGUGAAAUUAGAUAGUCUUAGAGAUAUUUAAAAAUCGCAGUUCCGGUCGAUCGAUUAAUCACUCACGAUCUCUUUCUUUUUUUCUUUUCCCCUUUUUUCCGUUUUACAUUCUCAGUGUUGGGCAAAAAUAUGUAGAUAUCAUAAGUUAUCGUUUGGGGAGGACUCGCAAUUACGCGAGUGUUUAAAGAGAGUUUUAUACAAGUGCGCGCGGGGCGCGGAUUUACGUUUUAUAAAUUUUUAUAUAACGAUCGUACUGUUUGAAAUAGACGCUUGCUUUUCCAGAGGGCUGCUCUCUAAUCUUAUCGAUGCGUUUUAAGCUGAUUUAUUUUCCAACAAUCUGCGAAUUGCUAGACGAUGCUUAAGCUGCGAAUAAAGGACAAUGUGCGAAAUGUAUUCGUUUAAUAGAAAAACUUUUAGCUUAUUUCGUAAACGUUAAGACUGGAAUUGGACAAAAUGAUCACUUUCAGAAUUUCAUAGAGGCAAAGAUGGUAUUAUGGGUUGUGUAGGUUUUAUGGCCACUGCCGUUAUGUAGUUGCGCUAAUAUGCCAAUACACAAUAGCCGACAUUUGUUACAAGGUAUUUUUACUUUUAAGUAUUUCGAAUUUUUUUCGAGGUACAUUUAUUAUUUAAUUACGCAUACUUUCUUAUUCUUUUUUAACUCGAGCGUAUUAUCACACGAAUGUGUGUACACUCGAUGUUUUUUUUUAGUUAUUUAUCAAAUAUGGCUUCUUUUCUAAAGUUUUCACAUCGGAGUAAUUAUUUGAUAAGUUGGUUGUAGUUUUACUGCUAAUCUAUAGUUUACAUUACAUGUAUUAUAAAUUUUCAUUGCUGCAGUCUGUAUGCAGAAAACUAUGUGUACGUGCAUACAUUUGUACGUAUUCUACAAUAUUUUCUCUUUACUUUGAAUAAAUAUAGAUAAUUUUAUAACAAAAGAUUGUUUUUAAAAUUAAAAUCAAUUUUUUAUUUAAAUUUAUUCUUGUAAUGGGCUGGUUAUCAUUCUUGUUUCUCUUCGACUCAUUGUGCAGUAUCGUCACAUUUUUAUAAAUAAUAUUCAAUAUGAUAAAUAUGUCAUAAUUUCGAGUCUAUUGAAGAACAUAUUGAAUAUAAAAUUAAGUUUUUAAUUCCAAGUAUUGAUUGUUAACGAAGUUACUUUAUGAAAUAUAAACGGACGACCAUAAUAUUAUCUUCUCCUCCACGGGCGACAUUUUGCGAUUCAAGAAUAUAACUCUUGCUAACAGUUUCGCCACGCUUCGAAAUCGCGAACAUCGCAAUUGCAUCUCUCCGGUGAAUGUGACCGGUAAAUUUCAAUCAGUAACGAUCGUAGCCAGUAAAAUCAGCGUCCUGAAACGUAGUGAGAUUUUAACUGUGUUAUCCAAUACGUAGAAUUAGGAGCUAUUUCAGACAGUAUACCGCGUACGGUAUAGGCUGUAUGCGUAUAUUUUUUAGGAUUGCCCAGCACUGACCUAUCGAAACUCACGAAUCGGUAAUAACGAUCUCACACACUGACCGCUUUUUCUCGCGGACGUAUCUCCGAGUUCUAUUUGCGACAUGUAUAUCAAAAAAAUGUGUAUUUUCGUAAGAAGGGGGUGGAAGACGGGUCCUUCCUUUGGGAGUGUCCUUGUCGGACCAAUACAUAUGUAUAUAUGAAAGAAAGACGAUAAAAAUGGAAAAAAAAGAAAAAAAGGAAGAGGACGUUCUGCGGCGUUUCUGAAGCGCGGAAUACGUUCUACAAGUGCUAUAUACUUAUAUAUAACGCGCGAUGAGCGAAUACUUCUACGUAGACUGUGAGAUUGCACAUUUCUUUGUUCAUUUAUCUUGGUUUUUCUGUUUUUCUUCGUGUGCGCCAUGUGUACAAAUUUCUCUUUUUAGUCGCCUAACUAUUCAAUAGCUAGGCAAUUUCGAUGCUUUUUAUUAUCUUUUUUUUUCUUCGUUUAGAUAAGUGUGAAAGAUCUUUUUACUUUACAUAAGGAUAAAAAAAAAUGAUUGUUUCUCUUUUUUUAAUAUAAACGAUAGGCGUGCUAAAUCGCGAGAGUAAGUUGCAAUGAACGAGGAUGUGUAUUUAUAAUAGAGAUUUUAACUGUAUGCUUGACCGAAUUCGUAGACGAUUGAUAUUAAAAGUUCAAGGAUGUAAUAUCAACUUUGUUCCACUUUUUCCCCGCUCGUGACUAAGAUAGAUACUCAUUGCAUUGGCUUAUUUUUGUUCUACGACUGAUAUUUCUCAUGACGUCUUGGAUUAUUUCCGGUAUUUCGAAAGUCGAUUAUCGUCGCAGCAGAGACAUCGCUUGGUUUAAUAUUGAUUUACUCUUUUCGUUAUGACGCUAGAGAUCAAUCGAUCUUACGUCAAUUGUCGAUUUCAUAUAAGAUCGAUUUUAUUAUUAGUGCAAAAAAAUUCGACGUUAGGAUAUCGGCCUGUCCUGACCAUCACAUUAUUGAGAAUUUGAUUUGCCACGAAUCGCACUGUUAAAUAUUAAAGACUCAAAUUAAAAUUAAUUUCUUGAGUUAAAUAACAUUUUGUUGCUUUUAAUUUUCAUGUGUCGAAAAUGAUCAUUUCAAUACAAAACGUGCGCAUAAAAAAAAACAGCCGAGGCUAAUAAACAUAUUCAGUGAUUACAUUACUUAGUAAUCAUUGUUUAUAUUAACGUGUGUGCACCUAGUAAAUAAUUUACUAAAUUUGUGUAAAAUUUAAUAAUUUUUUUUUUAGUUAAAUUGUUUAACUGCGCUGUUAAAUUAAUGUAUUGAGUAGAAAAGCAAUAGAUGCGAUAUAGGAUGAAAGGAUUGAGAAACGACUCAAAUUGAGUACACUUCGACAUUACGAAUUUAACAGUGCGAAAGAGAAAGAGACGACUCGCGAACGUAAUUACCAAAUUUCUAAAAGCACCUUGUACAUAGUGUAAUCAAUAAGGGAAUCAAAAGACGUAUUGCUAGGAGACCAACGUAAAAGCCCCUACGUAAAACAGUUCAGCAAGUUACUGCAUACGAAGUUCAUGCUGUUCUUUGCGAGCAUUGGCGAUUUCAUUAAAACACGAGACAUCGAGACCGAUUGACUUUUAUAUUGUUCAAGUCAUGCAAUUUUAUCAGAACAGUAAUCGCGUGUUAAUUACCAUCAUGGCGAUAAUGAGCAUGUUUAUAUAGCUGAAGAAACUGUUGCAGCUUGUGAUACUCGAGAUAUGAUCUGUUGGAUUUAAUGAACGAUUUGAUUGCUACUUAGCUCUUACACAAAUGCUGUUUACACUGAAUGUUUAUGACAAUGUUAGAAAAUGAAGGGCACUCGUCUUUUUUUACACGAAUAUUUCUCUAAUAACAUUUCUACGCAAAAUCGAUAAAUGAUUAUAAAAUUUUUGUUUUUUUUUUACCAUGGAAUGUAAUUAUACCGAGAACAAUGCAAUGAGAGGUAGUAAUUAUAUGACAGAAAUUGAAUUUUCGAUUUUUGACAAAACAGUAAGUAGUAAAUGAUUGUGUGAAAAGUACCUCUCUAAUAAUUUGAUCUAAUAAUAACGAUAUUUGUUUUGAAAAAUUGUACGAAGAAAUGUAAUAGAAAUAUGAGAAUAUAAAUGUGUAAAGUACUGUGUGUAAGAGAGAUAGUAUCAAUUCAUUUUGCGAUUGUUUACAACAAUUUAAUUUGCUGCAUAUUCUUACAGUUACUUGCGAACGCAUCUAUAUUAAAAAGUAUUUUUUGGACAAUAUGUUUUCAUGAUGAAGAUAUAUUUUAUGAUGGUUACUCAAAUGAGUGACUGUAUAAUUAAUUGGCGCACACAUACACACUACAAAAUAGGAAUCAAUAGGAAAUCUGAAUUCAAUCGAUUUAGUUGGAUCCAAACGGUUGAAGAUUGGAGUAACUAUCAAGAAAUAAAACUGAUAGAAUGCAGAGUGCCAUCCAAAAGUCAGGGAAUUUUAAUUACAUGUUUUUCUGAAAAAAGUUUUAAAUUGAUUAAUUUACUUGUACCUUCUUUAGGAGGUAAUUAAAAAACUUUGAUGUUAUUACAUAUAUUUUUUUAAAUAAAUGUUGUAAGUAGACAUUAAAUUUGUUUGAGCUUCUGGUAAUGUCAAUAAUUGCAAGAGUGUUAAAUGAAGCCAACAAAUUUUAGAAAGUUUGUUUAAGAAUAGUGUCAUUACACUUAAAAAAUUUUUUUAUUUUUUACACGAUUGACAUUUUUUUAGUAUUAAAAAUAUAAUUUAAAAUUAUUUAAAACAUAGAAUUCAAAUUUCUAACCCUUUUGGAUAGUAAUCUCGUAUUUUUUUUGCAAUUGGUGACAAAACAAUAAUAAAAUGAUUGUCUUUUGUGACAUUAAUGAUUAUAUAAUAAUGUGACAUAGGCAAGAGGAUUGUAUUUGGUUAAAACAGAUUUUGGUGCCUAGUAAUAUUUUUGCGUGAGUUUUUGUUAGUAAAAAUUGUAAAAUUCACGUAAAAAUAUUAUUAAUUAUCAAUAUCCGCUUUGAUAAAAAAAGAUUUCUCUGUAUUCUUAUCGGUCGAAUUUCAUUUUUUGAUAAUAAUGUGACUUGUGCUAAAUUAAUAAAAUUAAUUAAAAUUAAUUAAAACUAAAUAAUACAUAUCUUUGAAGAAGUUUAUAAAAGUGUUAAAUACAGUCUAAUUGCUUUAUCAUACAAUAAGAUAUAGUAUUAUUUUUACAAGGAAAAUUUUUGAAAAGGAAAACACUUCAUGUAUAUUCAUCGUGAAAACAUAUUUUACUUUCUAUAAGAGAGUCAUGUACGAUAUACUUGUUAUUAAAAAUUGGCUGUUUAGAUUUACGUCUGUGAUUAUUUUACAUGAUAUUAAUUUACAUUACAAGUAGCAUUAUUUUAUUAAAGAAUUUUAUUUAGAAUUGGGAGCGCAAAGUUGAUAUUUAAUUUACUUUUGAAAGAUACGAACAAAGAAGCAGUUUGUACUCAUAUAAAUUUUUAUCUAACAUAAUCAUAUCCUGUGAUUUUAUAUUAAAUUUAGUGCUGCUUAGCUUCCAGGAUAGCGAUAAUUUGCAAUAUAAUCGUUAUAUUAUCUCAUCUUUAAUUAUCUCAUUUUUUAUGACCUUGCAGUGCGGAAGAAA